Botrytis sinoallii is the source of this 717-nucleotide messenger RNA. RefSeq lists its product as uncharacterized. Bases 1 to 717 code for a protein of 238 amino acids. The transcript has 3 exons. Lineage: Eukaryota; Fungi; Ascomycota; Leotiomycetes; Helotiales; Sclerotiniaceae. The record is from RefSeq and is a predicted model, not a curated record.
AUGUCACCGCUUGCUACUGUCGGUAUCAUCUCCAUUGGAGAAAUGGGUAUGGGUGUUGCAAAGUUACUCAUUGCCCAUAAUUAUCGAGUUGUGACGAAUAUUGAGGCUCCUGCGACUGCUCGCUCAGUCGCUUCUCAUAUUAGUGACACAUCACCAUCCAUCAGAUUCAUCGACGGCGGAAUCAUUGGUGGUGCACCUAAACUUAGAAACGAUACCACUACUCCUAAUACCACGGCAUCUAUAGAUCCAGACUUAGAACAUGCUUGGAGCCGUCCUUCGAUUCCCAUCUCCGGACCUCAUGAACUUUCCAAAGCUCCUGUUUACAGCCUAUGUAUUCAAGCAUUCACAUCGGCUCAAAGAUUGGGCGUCCUGGGAGAAUUGGAGAAAGAGAUGAGCGAAAGAGUACCUGGGUUAUGGAAAUCAGUAAAUGGAGGAAUCACAGGGAUGCCCCCAAAAGCCUAUAGAUGGGUAAGAGAAAUGGAGGAAAUCGGAAUAUGUCACGGGGAAACAGGAUUUUCAGGCGGAGAAUCCACCGACGGAAAAGGAGAGGGCGGAAAGGGUAUCUUCGGAGAGAUAGCCGACGUUUACCGAACUGUCGUGGAUGAAACAGUUCUCGGAGAGGAAAAAACAGAAAAGAGAAAAAGAGGAAAGACGUUAGAAGAUGUGGCUCAAUGUAUGACCGAGGGGCUCGCAAGCAAGAGAGUAAAGAAGGAAUAA